GUCACGUGUUCGCCAUUAAUGGCUUAUCACUCUUUAUCGUUUCGUUUUUAACCUCCCGUGAAAUCGUCGCUCUGUCGGGGUUAAGUUUGUGUGAUAUUAUGUUUUUUUAUAUAUAUAACAUUACUUCAUCAGUGAAAUGAUCCUAACAUCAAUAUUGUCAUCAUCGUCGUCGUUAACGUUGUUUAAUAUCAUCGAUAUUGUCAGCCGCGGAAAUUCGAUCGCGUCGAUGAUGUAACAAAGUCGCGAAACAUAUGUUGCAUCUGUCAUUCAUCGAGAUCAUCGACAAGUGUCGGUGACUGACAGCUAGUAAAACGCAGCUGCAAUGAGAAAUGUCAACGUGUCGUGAACGAAUGGUGUCCGUACUUUUUUGAGGUUAAACAUGCCGUUCUCUCCGUUCCGUGUUCUACGUAUUAUCGGUGCAAAUUUUAAUUAAUUUGGGCUAGUAAACGCGCGCGAUAUCGUGACACGCGAAAGAUUGUGAUGAUAAUGAUGACAUUGAAAUAAUGACUAUGAUAGCACCUACUCCUUCCGCAUUGAGAAGUGAUAAUGCUAGUCUAAUUGUAAGCGUAUUGCACGCUCUUGUUUCAGUUAAAGUACAAUCAUGGCUUUGUUAUAUUACACAUGGACUUUGAUAUUACUAGCUUUAACAUGUGUUCAGGCAGCUCUUAAAGUAUCACCACAAGAUUUAAAAGUACAUCUCAAUCAGCAAGAAUCAAUUAACUUUUCUCUGACGGAAGUUUUACUUAACAGAACUGCAAAAGUUAUAAUAGAUAUACAACAUCCUGAUUUGGUAUCUACAGAUCCAUCUAACUUUAAUAUUACGUCAAAUAUACAAAAAUGGACUAUUUAUGUAAAAGGUCUAAACGCGGGCCAUUCAAUUGUUAGCGCUAAUAUAACUCCCAAUGAUAUUACAGAUUUCUCUCAAGCAUUUGUUAGAGUGACUAUAGAGAAAUCGGAUGCGCUGUACCACAUUAGUGCUGUGGUUGGAUGGGUAUAUUUUUUAGCAUGGAGUGUAAGCUUUUAUCCACAAAUUUACACUAAUUAUAAACGUAAAAGUGUUGUGGGACUUAAUUUCGAUUAUCUCUCACUAAAUGUUGUCGGUUUUCUUAUGUAUGCAUUAUUUAAUUGUGGCCUUUAUUGGAUACCUGAGAUUGAGGAUGAGUAUUUUAAUCGAUAUCCAAAAGGUUUAAAUCCUGUACAAGUCAAUGAUAUAUUUUUCUCUCUACACGCAGUAUUUGCUACUGUUGUAACUAUCGCACAGUGUUUCAUUUAUGAGAUUGGUAAUCAAAGAGUAUCAACGACCGCACGUAUUAUUCACGGAGUAUUUACGAUCUUUAUAUUAAUAUCUUUGAUAUUAUCUAUCCAAAACACAAUUCAUUGGCUAGAUUUCCUCUACUACUGUAGUUAUGUCAAACUCAGUAUAACGCUUAUUAAGUAUGUACCACAAGCAUUUUAUAAUUAUAGAAGGAAGUCCACGGUCGGCUGGAGUAUAGGAAAUAUAUUCUUAGAUUUUACUGGUGGCAUUUUAUCAAUGCUACAAAUGAUACUCAACGCUUACAACUAUGAUGAUUGGGAAAGUAUUUUUGGAGAUCCGACUAAAUUUGGUCUAGGAUUCUUUUCUGUGGCAUUUGAUAUAUUUUUCUUAAUACAACACUAUGUCCUAUACAGAAUGAUUGCUUCACUUGCACGGAUUGGCAGUUCUGCGAUAGGCCAGAGAAAUUUGAAUUGUUGGACAGCGGCAAUCACAAAGAAGCAUAGAGCAAUAUAUGAAAAAACGUAUCCUACAAUUCUUGUUAUGCCAGAUGGAAGUAGUAUAGAGAUCGAGUACCACGAGCCACGGAAGAUAAUAGCUCUCCCAUUAAAUAUUGCGGAACUUACACCGGAACAACAAAAGAAACGACUAGAGAUGCGUACUCCAAAAACGAAGGUAGUCAUAAUCGAGGAAAUUGAAGAUAGCUUCGAUGAGAACAGGUAUCUCAACUUUAAGAAGUAAUUGUAUCUAAACGUUUCUGAAAUCUGUAUUAAAUAUGUUUUAUCUUUGUCAAAGUAUAAAGCUAUGAGUUCUUUGUAGCAUUUACUCAAAAAUCCUUUCUAUUCUUUUUUUAGUUUUACUUUAAUAUAUUUUUAGUUUUAUAUAAUAUUUAAAUUAUUGUAAUCUUUCUUCUGUAGUAUUGAGAAAAUGUAAAUACUAUUAUUAUAAACUCUUUUCUGUUGUCAAAGCAUAGUAGUAAUUAACAGAUCUUCAACAACUUAUCAUUGGACAAACCAUGAAUUAUAUUUAAAUCAUCUAAGUACGUGGUAUCUCUUGUAUAAAAUAAAAAGUAUCUCUUGUGAUAUGAAUAUGUCACUAAUAUAAGCAUUGUUUCACAAACAUACAAUAAUAUAUGUAAUUCUUUAUAGUUACGCGGUAACGAAUUAAUAAAGUAAAGAUACAAUUAUGCAAGAUAA
Messenger RNA from Nylanderia fulva, 2448 nucleotides. NCBI's taxonomy places the organism in Eukaryota, Metazoa, Arthropoda, Insecta, Hymenoptera, Formicidae. The record is from RefSeq and is a predicted model, not a curated record.